This is a messenger RNA of Neopsephotus bourkii (Bourke's parrot), 6458 nucleotides long. It is a transcript of the gene LRP4, whose product is annotated as LDL receptor related protein 4. NCBI's taxonomy places the organism in Eukaryota, Metazoa, Chordata, Aves, Psittaciformes, Psittacidae. Gene Ontology annotation, biological process: Wnt signaling pathway involved in somitogenesis; canonical Wnt signaling pathway; receptor-mediated endocytosis involved in cholesterol transport. Gene Ontology annotation, molecular function: calcium ion binding; protein binding. The transcript has 38 exons. The record is from RefSeq and is a predicted model, not a curated record. The coding region runs from base 52 to 5796 and encodes 1914 amino acids.
CUGGGACCUCGUCUGCGGGCGGCCCGGGCGCGGGACCGGGGCGCUGCCACCAUGAGGCGGCGCGGCGGGAGAUGCCUCCUACCCGCGCCUCCGCAGCUCCUGCUGCUGCUGCUGCUGCUGGGAGCGCUGCUCCGCGCCAGAGGUGUUGCAAGUAGCACCGAAUGCUCCUGUGGACGGAAUCAUUUUACAUGUGCUGUCAGUGCUUUUGGUGAAUGCACGUGCAUCCCUGCUCAGUGGCAGUGUGAUGGAGACAAUGACUGCGGGGACCACAGUGAUGAAGAUGGCUGCAUGCUGCCCACUUGCUCCCCAUUGGACUUCCACUGCGACAACGGGAAGUGCAUCCGCCGGUCGUGGGUCUGCGAUGGAGACAAUGACUGUGAGGAUGAUUCCGAUGAACAGGACUGCCCUCCACGGGAGUGUGAGGAAGAUGAGUUCUCAUGUCAGAACGGAUACUGCAUCCGCAGCCUGUGGCACUGUGAUGGUGACAACGACUGCGGCGACAACAGCGAUGAACAGUGUGAUAUGAGAAAGUGCUCGGAGAAGGAGUUCCGUUGCAGUGACGGGAGCUGCAUAGCUGAGCACUGGUUCUGUGAUGGUGACACAGACUGCAAGGAUGGCUCGGAUGAAGAGAAUUGCCCAUCAGAUGUUCCAGCUGCCACCUGCAGCUUGGAGGAAUUCCAGUGUGCAUAUGGCCGUUGCAUCUUGGACAUCUACCACUGUGAUGGCGAUGAUGACUGUGGGGACUGGUCUGAUGAAUCUGACUGCUCAUCUCAUCAGCCUUGUCGCUCUGGAGAGUUCAUGUGCAACAGUGGCCUGUGCAUUAAUGCUGGCUGGAGGUGUGAUGGAGACUUUGACUGUGAUGACCAGUCAGAUGAGAGGAACUGCACUGCAUCUAUGUGCACAGCUGACCAGUUCCGCUGUAAAUCAGGGCGAUGUGUCCGUCUGUCCUGGCGUUGUGAUGGGGAAGAUGACUGCUCUGACAACAGUGAUGAGGAGAACUGUGAGAACACAGGGACCCCUCAGUGUGCCCCAGACCAGUUCCUGUGUGGGAACGGGCGUUGCAUUGGCCAGAGGAAGCUGUGCAAUGGAGCAAAUGACUGUGGAGAUGGCAGUGAUGAGAGCCCACAUCAGAACUGCCGUCCACGAACAGGGGAGGAGAACUGCAACGUCAACAACGGUGGCUGCGCUCAGAAGUGCCAGAUGGUACGAGGGAUGGUGCAGUGCACCUGCCACACAGGUUACAGGCUCCUGGAAGAUGGUCGAUCGUGCCAAGAUGUGAAUGAAUGUGCUGAGGAAGGUUACUGCAGCCAAGGCUGUACCAACAGCGAAGGAGGCUUCCAGUGCUGGUGUGAGCAAGGCUACGAGCUGCGGCCUGACAAGCGUAGCUGCAAAGCUCUAGGGCCAGAGCCAGUGCUGCUCUUUGCCAAUCGAAUCGAUAUCCGACAAGUGCUGCCUCAUCGCUCAGAGUACACCCUGCUGCUGAACAACCUGGAAAAUGCCAUUGCCCUUGACUUCCACCACAGCAAGGAGCUGGUGUUCUGGUCUGAUGUCACUCUGGAUCGCAUCAUGAGGGCCAAUCUGAAUGGGAGCAAUGUGGAGGAGGUGGUUUCCACAGGGCUGGAGAGCCCAGGUGGACUUGCUAUUGACUGGAUCCAUGACAAAUUAUACUGGACAGACUCUGGGACAUCUCGAAUUGAAGUAGCAAACUUGGAUGGGACUCACAGGAAAGUGCUGUUGUGGCAGAACCUGGAGAAGCCACGAGCCAUUGCUCUACAUCCUAUGGAGGGCACUAUCUACUGGACUGACUGGGGCAACACUCCCCGCAUUGAGUAUUCCAACAUGGACGGCUCUAAUCGACGCAUCAUUGCGGAUACACACCUCUUCUGGCCCAAUGGGCUGACCAUUGACUAUGCAGGACAUCGAAUGUACUGGGUGGAUGCCAAGCAUCAUGUCAUUGAGAGGGCUGACCUCGAUGGGCGGAAUAGAAAGGCUGUUAUUAGCCAGGGCCUUCCACACCCAUUUGCUAUCACUGUGUUUGAGGACAGUUUGUACUGGACAGACUGGCACACCAAGAGCAUCAACAGUGCCAACAAAUUCACAGGCAAGAACCAGGAGAUCAUCCGCAACAAACUGCACUUCCCUAUGGACAUCCACACACUGCAUCCUCAGCGCCAGCCAGCAGCAGGGAGAAACCGUUGUGGGGCCAACAACGGGGGCUGUACUCACCUCUGCCUGCCGAGCAGCAAGGGUUACACCUGCGCCUGCCCCACGGGCUUCCGCAAGACCAGCAGCCAUGCCUGCGCCCAGAGUCUUGACAAGUUCCUGCUUUUUGCCCGAAGGAUGGACAUCCGUCGGAUCAGCUUUGACACAGAUGACCUGUCAGAUGAUGUCAUUCCCCUUGCUGAUGUUCGCAGCGCUGUGGCUCUAGACUGGGACUCAAAGGAUGACUAUGUCUACUGGACAGACGUUAGCACCGACUCAAUCAGCAGAGCAAAAUGGGAUGGAUCGAGCCAGGAGGUUGUAGUAGACACCAGCCUGGAAAGUCCAGCUGGACUGGCAAUAGACUGGGUCACCAACAAGCUGUACUGGACUGAUGCAGGAACAGAUCGGAUAGAAGUCUCCAACACAGAUGGGACCAUGAGAACUGUUCUGAUAUGGGAGAACCUAGACAGACCAAGAGAUAUCGUGGUGGAUCCUGUUGGAGGGUUCAUGUACUGGACUGACUGGGGAGCCAGCCCCAAGAUUGAGCGUGCUGGUAUGGAUGCCUCAAACCGCCUGGUGAUCAUUUCCUCCAACCUGACAUGGCCUAAUGGCCUGGCCAUUGACUACGAGUCACAACGCUUGUACUGGGCAGAUGCAGGCAUGAAGACCAUCGAGUAUGCCAAUCUGGAUGGAAGCAACAGGAAGGUGCUGAUUGGGAGCAAUCUGCCUCACCCCUUUGGACUUACUCUUUAUGGCGAGAGAAUCUACUGGACAGACUGGCAGGCCAAAAGCAUCCAGAGUGCAGACAGAAGGACUGGGCAGGCUCGGGAAACGCUGCAGGACAACCUGGAGAAUCUUAUGGAUAUUCAUGUUUUCCACCGACACAGGCCAGCAGUACAUACAGCAUGUGAAGUUGGCAAUGGAGGCUGCAGUCACCUGUGCCUCUUGGCACCUCUUCCAAAAGGCUACAGCUGUACCUGCCCUACUGGGAUCAACCUGCAAUCUGAUGGCAAGACCUGCUCCCCUGGAAUGACCAGCUUUCUGAUCUUUGCCAGAAGGACUGACAUCCGCAUGGUGUCUCUGGAUAUUCCCUACUUUGCAGAUGUUGUUGUCUCAGUCAAUGUCACCAUGAAGAACACCAUUGCAAUUGGAGUGGAUCCUCGUGAAGGAAAGGUUUACUGGUCAGACAGCACACUGCGGAAAAUCAGCCGGGCUGCCCUUGAUGGCUCACAGUUUGAGGACAUCAUCACUACAGGUCUGUUGACUACUGAUGGGCUGGCUGUGGAUGCUAUUGGCAGGAAGAUGUAUUGGACAGAUACAGGAACAAACCGGAUUGAAGUGGGCAACCUUGAUGGCUCCAUGAGGAAAGUCCUGGUCUGGCAGAACCUGGACAGCCCCCGGGCAAUAGCUUUAUACCAUGAGAUGGGGUAUAUGUACUGGACAGACUGGGGUGAGAAUGCCAAGCUGGAACGCUCUGGAAUGGAUGGCUCUGGACGUGUGGUGUUGAUCAGCAACAACCUGGGCUGGCCUAAUGGACUGGCAGUGGAUAAGGCUGGAUCCCAGCUGCUCUGGGCUGAUGCUCACACUGAGCGGAUUGAGGCUGCAGACCUCAAUGGUGCGAACCGCCACACGUUGCUGUCCCCAGUGCAACAUCCCUAUGGCCUCACUUUGCUGGACUCUUACAUCUACUGGACUGACUGGCAAACUCGCAGCAUUCACAGGGCUGACAAGGACACUGGUGCCAAUGUCAUCUUGGUGAGGGCAAACCUGCCUGGCCUCAUGGACAUUCAAGCUGUUGAUAGGGCACGGCCCUUGGGCUUCAAUAAAUGUGGAGUUCAUAAUGGUGGCUGCUCCCACCUUUGCUUGCCUCACCCCACUGGCUUCUCCUGCGCCUGCCCCACUGGCAUCCAGCUGAAGAGAGAUGAGCAGACGUGUGACUCUUCUCCAGAGACUUACCUACUUUUCUCCAGCCGUGCUUCCAUCCGUCGCAUCUCUCUGGAUACCAGUGACCACACAGAUGUGCACAUCCCUGUCCCUGAGCUGAACAACGUCAUUUCUCUGGACUAUGAUAGUGUGGAUGGCAAGAUUUACUACACAGAUGUAUUUCUAGAUGUCAUCAGGCGGUCUGAUUUGAAUGGCAGCAACAUGGAAACUGUUAUUGGCCAGGGUUUGAAGACUACAGAUGGCCUGGCAGUGGACUGGGUUGCCAGGAACCUCUACUGGACAGACACAGGACGCAAUACCAUAGAAGUAGCUAGGCUGGAUGGAAGCUCCAGGAAAGUGCUGAUCAAUAACAGCCUGGAUGAGCCCCGAGCCAUUGCUGUCUUUCCCAAGAAGGGGUAUCUCUUCUGGACAGAUUGGGGUCACAUUGCUAAAAUUGAACGGGCAAACUUGGAUGGCUCUGAACGUAAAAUCCUGAUUAACACUGACCUAGGGUGGCCCAAUGGAUUGACUUUGGAUUAUGACACCAGGAGGAUUUACUGGGUGGAUGCGCAUCUUGAUCGCAUAGAGAGCUGUGAUCUCCAUGGGAAGCUACGGCAAGUGUUGGUCAGCCAAGUGUCACAUCCUUUUGCUCUGACACAGCAGGAUAGGUGGAUAUACUGGACUGACUGGCAAACCAAAUCUAUCCAGAGAGUGGACAAAUACUCAGGGCGGAACAAAGAGACAGUCCUGGCCAAUGUUGAGGGACUGAUGGAUAUCAUUGUGGUUUCCCCUCAGAGACAGACAGGUUCUAAUGCUUGUGGAGUGAACAAUGGAGGCUGCACCCACCUCUGCUUUGCCAGAGCUUCUGACUUUGUCUGCGCGUGUCCAGAUGAGCCAGAUGGGCGGCCCUGUUCUACCAUUCCUGGUGUGGUGCCCUUUGGUCCUGAACCCACCAGUGUGAGAGAGAGAAGUCAGACACCACCUGGCAGAGUAGGUACUUCAACAACCAAACCUCUCACGCCUGCAGUGGAAGGAAACUGCUCUGACAAAGAUGCUAGGCGAGGCUUGUGUACCCAUGCCAAUGAGGCAGUGCUGGCAACCAUGGGAGAAGGACUGCAUGUCAGCUACAUCAUUGGAGGUCUUCUCAGCAUCUUGUUUAUUUUGCUGCUUAUUGCUGCUUUAAUUAUAUAUAGGCAUAAUAAGUCCAAGUUCACGGACCCUGGCCUGGGGAACCUCACCUACAGUAAUCCCUCGUAUCGGACAUCUACCCAAGAGGUGAAGAUUGAAGCAGUUCCCAAACCAACCAUGUACAACCAGUUGUGCUAUAAGAAAGAGACUGCUCCUGACCACAGCUACACCAAGGAGAAGAUCAAGAUUGUGGAGGGGAUAUGCCUUUUAUCCGGUGAUGAUUCCGAGUGGGAUGACCUUAAGCAGAUUCGGAGCUCACGAGGAGGGAUCCUGCGGGACCACGUCUGCAUGAAGACAGACACGGUCUCCAUCCAGGCUAGUUCUGGCUCACUGGAUGACACCGAAACUGAGCAGCUGCUACAGGAGGAACAGUCUGAAUGCAGCAGUGUUAACACAGCAGCAGCCACUCCAGAGCGGCGGGGCUCGCUCCCAGACACAGGCUGGAAACACCAACGCAAGCCCUCCACCGAGAGCGAGGUCUAAAGUACACGUGACUUUGGGGAUGCUCGUACCCUCCUUAGCCUCUGCUCUGCACAAACCAGACAAGACUCUGCCUGCUAGGCAAGGAAGGGCACAGAGACCAGCUCCUCUUGCAAGGGGCCCAGAGACUGGGACUGCCUUUGAGCAAGGAGCUUGGGCAGCUGUGCUGUUGUGGUUGGAGAGGGAGGAUGGGUGGGUUGGAACCCAGAGACCCUUUUGGCUCAUUUUCACUGUCUGUGGUUUAUUUAUGUUUCCCCUUUCCUGGAAGCUGCCACGUUAACUUCUGCAGUGACUCCUCUGGCCUGAAUCUGGUUCAGAUUGUGUUCUCUGGCAACCUGCGAGUCGUGUGACGGCCAGCUCACAGUCAAUGCCCAUGAAGAGAGCAGAGCUGCCUCAUUGCUAGCUCCUGGUUGCAGAAGUACCCCUGGUUCCACUAGUGUUCCAGCACUAGCAGCACACUUUGAGGCUUUGUGUUGAGGGGUUUCUGACGUGAAAGGAGUCUUGGAAUAGAUGAGGUAUACUUUGAGGCUCAAGGGGACAAAGACACAGCAUCAGGUCACCUUUAAAGGGCAUAAAGAGGGUGACUACAGUUGCCAUGAUUUGCUUCAUGAGAGCUUCACUGCUUACUUUCCCAUCUACUAGUAAAAACUUUAGGGAAUGCUUCA